CGUAUAUAUAAAUUAAAAUCAAGGUAUAUGUUUUAAACCAGGACUAGAGCAAGUUGACUAUUCUACUUACAUUUACAAAAUGAAUACCUUUACGUUGAGUUAUGUUAUAUCAACUCUUAUUAUUGUGUGUUUUGGAAUUCCAGUGUUAAAUACCGAUAAAGCAAUUCAGAUUGCAACAGAACUUGUAUCUCGUGGAAAAGCAGAACGUCUUGUAACAGCAGCGAAGUGUUUCACGUGGUGCAUCAGCAGAGUGAAAUUUGACCCAACUGGCGAAAUAUGUACUCAAGUUUGUAACACACAGUUUCCAACGACUGUAAGUCCAACCACAACUGGUAUUCCUACUACAUCUACGAUUUCAACUACUAAAGUUACUCCUAUUACAUCUACGAUUACAACUACAACGGCUACUACAACUACAACGGCUACUACAACUACAAUGGCUAUUCCAACGACUACUAUUGAAAAACUCAAUACUGUGAAAUCAACCAUUAAUCUGGAGACACCAACGAACGCAAUACCAACACAUGUUAUCCACAUUGACAGUGCGAUUGGGAAAUGAGUGAAAACAGUUACUAUUUAUUCUAUUCCUUGCUUACGGAAGACUGCACCAAUGUUGAUAUCUCAAAUGUCCAAAGAGGAAUUAUAAACAUAUUUUAAUGUCAGUGACUUAUUUAAAGUCAAGUUCGAUUUACCAUUUUCUUCGGGAAAUGCUCGUUCUAGGAGUUUUCUUAUCGCUCCGUUGAUUGACAGUAUCGAGCGAUUGGUUUUGUCAGUAUCUAUUUUUAGUAUUAACUUUCUUACAACUCAUGUCUAAGCAUUUCAUAGCAGACUAAUGGACCAAUGUUAACCACCUUAAAUGGAUCCUAAAAUAUUGAUGUGCAGUUUGACUUUUGGAUUUUUUAACGACCUAAGUUACCAUUGAAACUGCAAAAAAUGUAAAAUAAAAAUCUUUUUUUUUUUAUACCGAACCGAAUAAAAGUUUAUCUGCUUACCCUUCCGGAGCACAUGAAAUAACCCCCAGUUUUUGAUGGGGUUCAUGUUGAUAAGUUUUUAGUUUUUUAUGCUGUGUCUUUUUGUUUUGUCUGUAAGUUUUUUUCAUGUUUAUCCAUGUCGUUGUCAUUUUGUGUUCGAUCUAUGAGUUUGACUGUCCCUCUGGUAUCUUUCGCCCCUCUUUUAUGGAACCAUUGCCAUUGUUAUACGUCAAUGUGGUGCAGACAUUUUUUUUUUAAAUUUCCAACAUGACCGUCCAAGACAUGGAAAAAACCCUCUGAGAAAAACCUUGAAGUAAUAAUUUUAAAUUAAUAUGGUAUACCAGAGAAACUUUAAUGGCAUGCUUGUUGUCACGUGUCAAUUGGACAUCGGAUAUUUGGAAAUGGUCAAAGUUACAAUGAAAACAGAAGAAAAAAAAUCAAAAAAUUGAAAUUGCGUUGAGCUUAAUGAAACUUUACACAAAUAUUUAUAACAAUAUGACGUUCUUCUAUGGCGUUGCUUACAAAGCCAUGUUCCGAUUUUAAUAAAACAUGGGCUGCACGUGA
Mytilus trossulus (common blue mussel) is the source of this 1535-nucleotide messenger RNA. Its product is annotated as hepatitis A virus cellular receptor 1-like. NCBI's taxonomy places the organism in Eukaryota, Metazoa, Mollusca, Bivalvia, Mytilida, Mytilidae. The transcript has 3 exons. The record is from RefSeq and is a predicted model, not a curated record. Bases 80 to 559 code for a protein of 159 amino acids.